AAUUUGGAAUAUCUCUCUGCGUAUAUAAACCGCCUCAUUAUUAACGAUGAGUGAAGAAGCCAGACCUGUACUUCACUCAUUCGCCGGAGACCGAGACCGCGACGUCCGGCGACCAUUCUACAUAGAGAGAAACCACCGGUUUAUGAAAAGAAGAUAAAGUGGAGCAUUUUUGCCGGUGAAUCUCGAGGAAAAGUUGUUCAAUUUUGAUUCAGAUCAUUUCUUAUUUGCUUUUCCAGUUCAUACUCUCUCUCUAUUAACCGUCGUCGACGACUGAGAUGGCGGUCAAGGUUGCUACCACCUGUUUGCGUUGGUCUAAGCCUUAUGUUCCUCAUUCACCGACUUCUUCGCAAACAUUAGCUUCAACCGUUCCUUCUCCUCCCCUAAGAAGACGGAGUUUCAGCGACGGAGCGGUUAUCUUUCGCUGCGUUCAGAGACUGGACCGGUCUUUUUGGGGAACGAAGCUCCAUCGCUCCAGAUCCUGCGAUAAUCACACUAGUACUACUGUUUCCAGACGGAGAACAUUCAAACAAGCGUGCAGUGCUAGUCUGGAUGCGUUUUCUGAUGAGGAAUUUGCUAAACAAAUCCAGGAGAUUGCCACCAGAUUCCAGUUGUCUGAAGAAAACGAACCAACAGAAUCUGAAUCCGCCUCUGCUUCUGCUUCUAUAGAUAUCAGAAAUUUUCCGCAUUCAGUUAAAUUUAGUCAAUCGAAGAUAUCAUUUGACUGGACGGCGGAGAUUUCGGAGGAUAUCAAUAUCAUUCCGGCGAACAUCGAAAUGAAGGUAAACAGCGUACAAUUGCCUCACUCUCUACGGAUCAUAAGGCAGAAGAUGCAAUGGGAAGAAGGAUUUCGAGAAGCCGGUGAAUUCGCAUCUUGUUCCGUGGAGAAGGCGUUCUCUUCUAUGGUCUUCAUCAUCCAUGAGCUUCAUAGCUUUACUCUGCAGAUGCGAGAGAAGCUUUUUUACGAAGAUCUUCAAGGAAUAAUCCUUCGUGUACAGAAGGAAACACAAGCCUCCUUCGUUUGGCUAUUUCAGCAAGUAUUUUCUCACACGCCCACUCUAAUGAUGUACGUUAUGAUCCUGCUAGCAAAUUACAGCGUCUAUUCGAUGUCUGCCAACGCUGCCAUUGCAGCACCGCCGCCGCCCCACUCCUUCGUCAAGAUGGAAUCUGUUAUCACCAUAGACGAGCAGAAGCAGGGGCAAUUCAGCUUCGAUUCGUCAACGAUUAAGAAAUUCUCAGUUUCAUCUUCCAGCGGGAAGACGUCCUCAAUUGGGGGAAGCAACGGCGGCGGAGGGAAAUAUAGGACAGUAGCCAGCGGAACAGACGGAGAUGGCGAAUCUGUAAACUACCAGGUGGAAAUCCCAAACGGGUCAUCAUCCGGUAGGGAAGAGGAAUCAGUUUCGGGUCAAGAGGAAGAAAUCAAACUAUGGAAUUCAAUGGUGGAGGAGGCGGCGAGGGAUACAACUGUAGAUACACAGAGAUUCGUAUCGCCAGUGACAGCGGAGAUUGAUGGGGAUGCGACAGAGGACUAUAGCAAGACGGAGCUUUUGUAUCAGAAGGGUCUUGCCCAGGAUCCAAAUAACGCUCUACUACUGGCGAAUUAUGCUCAGUUCCUCUAUCUGGUCUCGCAUGAUUACCUAAGAGCAGAAGAGUAUUUCAAGAAGGCGACGAAAGUUGAUCCGGUGGAUGCGGAGGCGCUGAACAAGUAUGCGACGUUUCUUUGGCAGUGUAAGAAUGAUCUAUGGGCAGCGGAAGAGACUUAUUUGGAUGCAAUAUCGGCUGAUCCAACAAAUUCUUAUUAUGCGGCCAACUAUGCUCACUUCCUUUGGAACACUGGCGGAGAGGAAACGUGUUAUCCGAUCACCACCGAUGACAUUUAAUCGCGGAGAAAUAGCAACCUAAAAUCUUGUGCAUUCUUCUUCUUCUUUGCAUUCUGGUACUAUUAGAACAAUUAUAUUAUUAUAGAUGAACAGAAAAGGCUUAUAAUAAGAUGAAAUCACAUAUUUUUU
This is a messenger RNA of Impatiens glandulifera, 2006 nucleotides long. RefSeq lists its product as uncharacterized. NCBI's taxonomy places the organism in Eukaryota, Viridiplantae, Streptophyta, Magnoliopsida, Ericales, Balsaminaceae. The transcript is spliced from 3 exons. Bases 276 to 1877 code for a protein of 533 amino acids. Gene Ontology annotation, molecular function: protein binding. The record is from RefSeq and is a predicted model, not a curated record.